Molecule: messenger RNA, 2206 nt
Organism: Prorocentrum cordatum
Lineage: Eukaryota; Dinophyceae; Prorocentrales; Prorocentraceae
Source: the annotation of a GenBank genome assembly
CGGCGGUGGUCCGGACGGUGAUGGUGAUGCCCUGUUCGAGGCGUCGGCGCCGCUGCCAGCUAGGCUGGCGGCUGCCGCCGAUGAUGCUGCCCAGCUCGCCUGCGCGACGGCGUUGGUGCAGCUCGGAGUGGAGCCAGCAGCUGUGGUGGCGCGGGUGCAGGCGGCCACGGGGGCAGCAGCCGGCGCAGGUGUCGACGGCACAAGCGGCGCCCCCGCAUCCAGCCCAUCACUGCAGCCAGCGUGCGACGGUGCGUCGCAUGGCGGCGACGGUGCGGACGCCAGCGCUGGCGUGGACCUUGCGGGGCCACGUGGCGCUGCUGCAGCGGCAGGCGAGCACAGUGGAGGCGUUGCCUCUGGCGCCGCAUCCCCAGCCCGAUCGCGCCAGGGCUCUGCCUGCGAGGCGCUGGCCAGUCUGGCCAGUGGGUCGGUGCCGCCGACGUCCGAGCCGCCAGCGCCGCCCAGCCUGGCGCCCGAGCAGCAGCGGCUCGCGGCCCCAGCCGACCUGCCGGCGCCGCUGGCCGGGCUGCCCACGUCACCCGCCCCGGUCGCGUUUGGCGAGCUGGCGUCGGCGGCGCUCCAGCAGCCCUGCGACUUGGCAUCGGCGGCGCCAGUGCAGCGCUCCGAUGAUGCAGCUGCUGCGGGUGCGUGCGCGGCGCCAGCCGCGGCUGCGGCGAUCGCCGUGAAGCCCGAGCCCGACGCCGCCUCCGACGACGCGUCGCUGGUCGACGCCGUCUCCGUCAACAUCAAGGUCGAGCCCGGCGAGUCCGACGCGCGCAGCCUCCACCAUCGGUGGCGCUGGGAGAAGCCCGUCGUCAGGAACACCGCUGACAUGUUCAGCUGGGCGCACGACUCCCUCCGAGCCCUUGCAUCGGAGCUUGGCAGCGGGGUGCUGUACGACCUCCGCCGCGCCAUCCACGCCACGACGUACACGACUGCCUUCUCAGGUAUCGACGCCCCCGGUACAUCGGCGGCAGUGCUCACGGCAACGCUCGAGGACAUGCUUGGCGGCCCUAUCCAGCCCAUGCGCCAUCUGGCGUCGGUGGAGAUCUCAGCAGACGCCAACAGGGAGCUCGCCCGCCAGCCGCACAGCCGCCCCGAGCACAUGUACCAUGACAUCAUGGACUUCUGGGUGCCCGACGUCGCCGCUACAAUUUCACGAUUGGUCAACGCUGGCCGCGCCGUGACGCUCGACGACUUGAGGCCCAUCGUCAAGCGUGGCGGGGCAGUGCGCUCGUUCGCCUGGUGUGCGAGGUGCAAGGCUCACUGUCACCACCUGACGGGGAAAGUCCACUGGGCUGGGACCCCGUGCCCAGACUGGGCGCCGAUCGGCACCAACGACCGCGAGGCGGGCAAGACCUCGUGCCUGCUCGCAGUGUGGGUGGCCAUGCGCCUCCUGCUGCAAGAAGCGGUGGUGAUCCAUGAGAACUCGCACCGGUUUGAGCUCGGGGUGCUGACCGACAUGCUCGGGCACAUGUAUGUAGUGUCGAGUGUGAUCAUCGAACCAGCCGAGCUCGGCUGGCCUGUCCGGCGCAUGCGCCGCUUCACGAUCCUUUUGCACAAGACGUUCGUUAUGGACGUGCGGUGCAGCUUUGCCAACCUCGUGCCCUUGUUUCAUCGCACGCUUCGGUGCACGCUGGGGGCGUUCGUCAUGGCCACGCCGGACGAGCUCAUGUCGGAGUUGGAGUGGGCUCGCAGUCGGCCUGGCAGCAUGCGCUACAAAGUGCCCGUGACGCUCGCAGACGUCGAGCCUGGCAGCGAGGCGUUCGUGCAGAGUCUGACCCAGUGGGAGCUGGCUCAGCUCGAAGGGUACCAGAAGAGUACCGUGCCAGGCUGCUGCCACAACCUGGGCCAGAGCUAUCAAGACGGCCGAGGCUGGUCCAGCACGCCCCACUUCCUCAGCACCGUGAUCCGCAACCCGCAGCUGAUCUUUUACGAUGCGAUCAAGCGCUGGCUCACGCCGCGUGAGCUUUUGGCCACGCAGGGGUAUCCAGUGCUGCAGCACUUAGCAACGCCUCGUUCUAAUGUGUGUCGUAGCCUGUGCUCGUUUAACUUCGAGCGCGCGGGGCGCACGCGCCAUGGCAUCAUGAUGCAGGCAGGGAAUACGAUGCACUUGCACGUCUGUGGAGUGCACUGGCUGUACGUGCUCGCGCGGGUCCAGCGGGGCGACCAGCUUGUUUGGGCCCCAGACGCCUGGGACACCGCAUAG